This is a messenger RNA of Ambispora gerdemannii, 864 nucleotides long. Lineage: Eukaryota; Fungi; Glomeromycota; Glomeromycetes; Archaeosporales; Ambisporaceae. The record is from the annotation of a GenBank genome assembly.
AUGUUGCGCGUAUUUCUUCCUAAUAAUGUGUUUAUUGCCAACUCGAAAAGAAAGAUAGUUCUAUCACUAUCACGACCAAAUGCUUGCCUCUCUUUUUCAAAACGCUUGCUGUCUACAAGUGCAGAAGAACCAACAACAAAUAUUAGUCCCAGUAUUAAUUCAAGCACCAUUAAAAAUAGUGAUAGUAGUUCACCAACAGCAACAUCCAACCAGACGACUAAAAAACCGUUGCCAAAACCACCAAACCGUGUAAUUGGAGUUUCCAAACUUUGGGAUUCUGCAACACCGAGUUCUGACAGAGCGUCGGGAUGGCUUGCAAACAGGGAAGAAAUGGUGCAGCGGAAUUUAGAGCAACGUCAAAAAUUAUAUGAGGAAUUUAAAACACCAUAUUUCAAAGAUUUGGCCGAGAUUAAACGAGAAGGAGACAAGUUAUGGGAGGCCAAUUCCGUUUUGAUAAGAGAAAAUAAAGCCAAAUACAUGCCAAACAUGAAAGGUCGGUCUUUAGCAAAAAAUAAUACUGAUACGACCGAACUUUUAUUAGGGAAAACUUCAUUGGUGACUUUUUGUUUUAAUAGAUACGGAGAGGAUCAUGUCAAAACUUUUGCUGAUCCAUUUCUUGACGCUUUUUCUGGACAUCCAUCGAUUCAGUUAGUAACGCCAACACAUGUGUUCGUGUUCAAAGACGUCUACUACAUUACGAAAUUGCUGGAGCUGAAUUCAGCUCGCGGAAACAUCUUUUUGGUCGAUGCGAGAUGUUUGAUUCGGUGGAUGGCGCAUGGGAAAGCUACCUCGGGUGAAGUGAAUUCGAUGAUUGAGGUGACUAAAGUUUUGGAUUCAAGGAAUAAUCAACAAACUACUCCUUAA